UACGCACAACAGUCACAUGACACGGAAGUGCUGCUGACGGUUCACGGGUGCUCCUGUAUAUUAAAAAACGCAGAUUGUAUUAAUCUGUGUUGUAAAGUUUGUAUUAGGAGGUAAUUAUGUCAUCUGGUCCUGUGAGUUUAUUUGGAGGUGCAGUGCCUGCAGAUGUGGAGCUGCUCUCCAAACACCUAAAGGAUCUAGACAGAGACACUUUCAAACAAAUACUCGUAGCUGUGGUGAAUGCUGUUGAUGGUCAGGACUGCAGUGAGUCUAUGAGGCUGAUUGCAGAGAGUGGUUUAAUCUCAGAGGAGACCUUUAACCAUGUUGUGGCUGGAUUAUAUGCCGUGAUGAAAGAAGCUCUGUGUUUGCCUUCAAUAAGACAAGAGGUUUUCAGUGAGGACCUCAGAGCACUUAGAGUUACUGAAGACUUCAUUGCAGAUGUGUCUAGUGUUGUCUUUGGAAACAGGCAAACCUCAAUGAAAGUUAGUCCUGCACUUCAGGGACCAAGUUUUCCAAAGAUUGAGGAGUUCAGGUGGAGAGUUGAUGUUGCCAUUUCAACAAGUUCGCUGUCUCGAGCUUUGCAGCCCUCCGUUCUUAUGCAGAUGAAACUGUCAGAUGGGUGUCUGCAUCGCUUUGAGGUUCCAGUUGCCAAAUUCCAGGACCUUCGGUAUAAUGUUUCUUUAAUUUUAAAGGAAAUGAACGAUUUGGAGAAAAGAAGUAUUCUAAAAAUACAAGACUAAUAAAUGAUCUUCUGCUUUUUACAUGUUUUAUUAAUGUGUAAAUGUUAAAUUCAGACUUUUCUAACCGUGUUGGCUUUUGCAUUAAACAUUUUACUGUAUUUGUCUUUAAAAUUUAACAGUGAUAUCUCAAAACUGUGGGAAAUGUGAGUUGCCAAUUAUUCUGGAGUAGCAUGUUAUUUGUUUCUUAAAUAAGUUUCCACUAUUCUCACAUUUUGCAAUAAAAAAAUUGUGCACCAAAAAAAGUCAAUAUUUUACUCAUCCUAGAUAUAUGGGUCAAUGAUGUAUAAGAAUUUCCAAAAAUUUUAAAAUACAAAAAUUAAAUGGUUGUGUACACAUAAAUUCCUAUUUAAAUGUUUAAUUAAAGGAUUUUAGUGAUUUUUUUUUAUUAAUUACAAGAUCAAUU
This is a messenger RNA of Paramisgurnus dabryanus, 1140 nucleotides long. It is a transcript of the gene commd5, whose product is annotated as COMM domain containing 5. The record is from RefSeq and is a predicted model, not a curated record. Gene Ontology annotation, cellular component: nucleus. Lineage: Eukaryota; Metazoa; Chordata; Actinopteri; Cypriniformes; Cobitidae.